UCAACCAGGCCAAACCCAUUUAUGGUGGCUGGCUGCUGCUGGCCCCGGAAGGAACGGACUUUGACAACCCUGUCCAUCGCUCCCGGAAAUGGCAGCGCCGGUUCUUCAUCCUCUACGAGCACGGGCUGCUGCGCUACGCCCUCGACGAGAUGCCGACAACCCUCCCGCAGGGCACCAUCAACAUGAACCAGUGCACGGAUGUGGUGGAUGGGGAGAGCCGGACAGGGCAGAAGUUCUCCUUGUGCAUCCUGACACCAGAGAAGGAGCACUUCAUCCGGGCUGAGAACAAGGAGAUCAUCAGUGGGUGGCUGGAGAUGCUGAUCGUCUAUCCCAGGACAAACAAGCAGAAUCAGAAGAAGAAGAGGAAGGUAGAGCCCCCAACUCCCCAGGAGCCUGGUCCUGCUAAGAUGGCUGUGACCAGCAGCAACAUCCCCAGUGCAGAGAAGGUCCCUGCCACCAAGUCCACGCUCUGGCAGGAAGAAAUGAGGGGCAAAGACCAAGUGGAUGGGGGCAGCGGCAUCAGCCCGGCACAGAGCCCCGUGCAAGGCCAGGCCGGGGCUGCCAGCUCCCUGAAGGAUCCUGUGCUGGACAGCAAGGAAGACGAGAGCUCCAUGAACGGAGACCGGAUAGACUGCGGGCGGAAGACGCGUGUCGAGAGCGGGUACUUUUCCUUGGAGAAGACCAAACAAGACUCGAAGCUGGAAGAGCAGCAACUGCCGCCCCCGCCGAGCCCGCCCAGCCCCAGCACCCCGAACAACAGGAGAUCCCAGGUAAUUGAAAAAUUUGAGGCACUAGAUAUUGAGAACGCGGAGCACAUGGAAACAAACGUGCCGGGAGGGGCUGCCCUUUCCAGCGAGACGCGGCAGGGCAGGAGCGAGAAGAGGGUUUUCCCACGGAAACGGGACUUCACUUGCGAAGGAGCGGCCGUGGGCUCCAUCCUGGACGUGUCUGCAUCUCCCCUGUCCCCACAUCGCCGGGCAAAGUCACUGGACAGAAGGUCCACGGAGUCCUCUAUGACGCCCGACCUACUGAACUUCAAGAAGGGCUGGUUGACAAAGCAGUAUGAGGAUGGGCAGUGGAAGAAGCACUGGUUUGUGCUGACUGACCAGAGCCUGAGAUACUACCGGGAUUCAGUGGCAGAGGAGGCAGCUGACCUGGAUGGAGAAAUCGAUUUAUCCACGUGCUACGAUGUCACUGAGUACCCAGUUCAGCGGAACUACGGCUUCCAGAUCCACACGAAGGAAGGGGAGUUCACCCUCUCUGCCAUGACCUCGGGCAUUCGCCGCAACUGGAUCCAGACCAUCAUGAAGCACGUUCGCCCCACCACUGCUCCUGAUGUAACAAGGAAAAACUUCUCUUUGAAACUAUCCGUGCUGAAGCCCAGGUUGGAAAACUGUGUUCUCUCCUGUAUUAACGUUCUGUGCUCGCUGCCGGAAGAGAAAAGCAAAACAAGCUCUUCCUUCGAGACUGGUCCGAAGCCGAGUGAGAAGCCAGAUGCGGAGCAAGCUGAGCUGGACCCGGAGCAGAAGCGGAGCCGUGCUCGGGAACGCCGACGAGAAGGACGGUCCAAGACCUUUGACUGGGCUGAAUUUCGCCCCAUCCAGCAGGCCCUGGUGCAGGAGCGUGCAAACGCUGCAGACUCCUCCAGUGGCGGCUCAGCCGCCUUCCCCAGGGACACCGGUGCCACCGACGCCGACCCGGGAGAGCUGGAGCGGGAGCGGGCCCGGCGGCGGGAGGAGCGGCGCAAGCGCUUCGAGAUGAUCGACACUGUGGACGGGGCAGGGUCGGAAGAGGCACUGAGGAUGGAGGUGGACCGGAUCCUGCCCGUCCCGGCAGACAUCAAACCGCAGAACGUGCACGUGGAGAUCGAGCAGCGCUGGCACCAGGUGGAGACCACCCCGCUGCGGGAGGAGAAGCAGAUCCCCAUCACGCCCCUGCACCUCGCCCACGCCGAGGACCGGGACGAGGGGCUGGCAAAGCAGCACCUGACCACGCUGCUGGAGAAGGAGCUGGAGCAGAAGCAGAAGGAGGCCCUGGAGCUCCUGGAGCAGAACCGGCACCUGCAGGACCAGCUGAAAGUGGCGCUGGGCCGGGAGCAGAGCGCCCGGGAGGGCUACGUGUUGCAGACCGAGGUGGCCGCCUCGCCAUCAGGUGCCUGGCAGAGGCUCCACAAAGUCAACCAAGACCUCCAAAGCGAGCUGGAAGCCCAAUGCCAGCGUCAAGAGGUGAUCAAUCAGCAGAUUCAGUCGCUGAAGCGCAGCUACGCCGAGGCCAAGGACGUGAUCCGGCACCACGAGGCCGAGAUUCAGAGCCUGCAGGCGAGGCUCAGUAACGCGGCGGCCGAGCUCUCCAUCAAGGAGCAGACCCUGGCCAAGCUCAAGAGCGACCUGAGGAGCGAGAAGGAGAAAGCCAAAGAGCAGCUGGAGGAGUGGCAGCACGGCGAGGCUGCGCUCAGCUCCCAGCUGAAGGCCAGUGAGCAGAAGCUGAAGAGUGUGGAGGCUCUGCUGCUGGAGAAGACCCAGGAGCUGCGGGACCUGGAGAUGCAGCAGGCCCUGCAGAGGGACCAUCAGAAGGAAGUGCAGCGGCUCCAGGACAGGAUCGCGGACCUCAGCGGGCAGCUGAACGCCAGCGAGCAGGCGCGGGUCCUCAUGGAGGAGAAGCUGCAGAAGAACUACGAGGCUUUGCUGGAGAGCUGUGAGAGGGAAAAGCAGGUUUUAAUACGGAGUCUGAAGGAGGUGGAGGACAAGGCCAACGAGUACGAGAACCAGCUGCAAAACAGCGCGCAGCAAAUGGAGAUUCUGCAGAAGGAGAAGCUGAGCGCCAAGUUCGAGGGCAGCGAGCUGGUCCACCAGCUGGAGGAGCAGCUGGCGAUGAAGGAGGCCAGCAUCCAGAAACUCGCCGAGCACAUCAAGGAGCUCGAAAGGGAGAGGGAUCAGAUCAAAUGUCGGUUCCACGAGCUCAUGAAUCAGGUUGCCGAGUCAGAUAACGAAGUUGCAAAGCUACAAGCAAAGUUGAAAAUGGAAGAGACCAACUACCACAACCUGGAGCAAUCGUUGGAGGAGGUGUCGGAUCAGUUCCGGGGUGUGCAGGAGGUGCUGAAAGAGAAAGAAGAAGAGCUGAGACAUGUCAAGGAAAUGCACUUGAGAAUUGUGGAGAAGAAAGAUCAAGAUCUCAGUGAGGCUUUGGUUAAAAUGGUUGCUUUAGAUAGCAGUUUAGAGGAGACUAAAGUAAAGCUAAAGGCCAAGGAGGAGGCUCUAAAGAAGUUAGCUAGUGUGGGCACAGGUCCAUGUGCUGAGGAGGCAGAAGACCUUGGUCCCAGUCUUGAGGCUGACGAAAGUCAUCCAUCUCAACUGGGGCUGGCUCUGCAAACUCAGGAUGUCCUCCCAGCUCUGACUUAUGCACUGAAAGAGGAGGAGGAUGAGGUUCUUGAGACCAGCCAGAGGCAAGCAGAGGAAUUCGGCUCCCCAUCCAAAGCUCUAGAGCUCCAGGACCAAGAGUUGGUUCAGAAAGCCUUAGCAAAGCCUGAUGUGGGAAUCAUGGGAGCCAAGAGGCAAAGGAUCCGUUUCUCAAGCAUCCAGUGCCAAAAAUACAUCCAUCCAGAUGGAACAGAGAAAAACUGGACAAGCAGUACCUCUUCAGACACGAGCCAGGACAGAUCGCUGUCUGAGGAAAGCAUGUCCUCAGAGCCAGCUCUGGGUUACCCCUCGUCAGGGACAAGCGACUCUGAGACUUAUCUCUCCAUCAUCCAUUCCCUGGAAACCAAACUGUAUAUUACAGAGGAAAAACUCAAAGAUGUCACCAUGAAGCUUGAAAGCCAGCAUGGCCAUAACCAGGAGACGCUCAUCGCCCUCCACCACCAGUGGGCCAGCACGGAGUCCCAGCUGCGGGAACAGCUUCAGACCAGCUUGUCCCAAGUCAGUGCUUUGAUCUCACAGCUGGAGAACGAGAGGCAGGAAAAGUUCAAGCUCAUAGAAAGUCACGUCAGCGAGCUGGGAGGUUUCCAAAUGAAAAACAAUCAAGCGCUGACUUGCUUAGAGAAGUGCAGGGAGCAACUAAGAGCCUUGCCCAAAUCAGACAAGGAAAAAGAGGGUGAUUUGUUCCUUGUUAAUCUGUCCAGCAUGGAAACGACGUUAUCAAACGCGAUCCAAGCCUUGAGCGGGGCGCCAGUCCCGUUGGAGUAUCAGCAGAGUGAAAGCCUUAUCACAGAAAGCCCCGCUCCAGAAGGAGAGGUUUUGGGAGAAGAGGAGCACGUCUCCAAGGAGCAGCGAGUGGAAGUGUUUGACGCCAGCCAGCUGAGAUGGCUUUCUGAGAGGGUGGCAUUUGAGGCCUCUCUCAUCAACCAAAUAGCAGAGUCUUUAAAAAAUGCAAACUCUGAGAUAGCCCAGCUUCUGAGAGAGAUCCAGGGAACAGCUGAGGUGGUUUUGUUGGAGCCAGCAAGUGUUUCUAAUACGGCCGUCGAUUUGGCCGGUGUCCUAUCUAAGAAGCUGCUGCUGGAAGGCGAGUUCUGGAGCCAGGUAGAGGAGCUGAGAGCACACUUGAGCACCAGAGACGGAGAAGCCGAGGACAAAACAGAAACAAGUUUGGGGGUUUCCCAGUGUUUUCUCAGUGCUGUAGCAGAUGCUACGUUGAUCAAGGCAGAACUUGGGUUUGUCGCACAGAAAAUGAGAGAAUCUUUUCAUCAGAGAUUAAAAACAAUUGAAGAAGACCUCCAUAAUACCAAAACAGCUCUCCAACAGCACAAAUGCAUGUUAGAGGAGAUCAUCAAAGCCUACAGGACUCCUGAGUUCGACAGAGUUAUGCACCAGAUUUCUGAAGCGCUUGAAAUACAAAAAGAUGCUUCAGAAAGAGCCCAAAUCUCCUGGGAUGGGAGUCAUGUCCAAAUGGUGUCAUGCCAGGAAUUAGCCAAGGUAGAGCAGACUGGCAGCAUGCCAGACCGUAGUAGUGGAGCUCUUGUCUCCAUUCAGGAAGAUCUUGCCCAACAACUAAAGGACAAAUCCAAUGUUCUGAAGGAGAUAUCUGUUGCCUUACUCUCUCUGCCUCCCGAGGAGGCAAUGAGAGACUGUCAAAAGCUCCUGAAGAUAUCCCAGAGUCUUUCCUACCAUUCGUGCAUGGGAGACCUGGAGCGGUAUUCCUCUUUGUUAGUCCACGAUGCAAUUGUUCAGGCUCAGGUUUGUUACGCCGCUUGCAAAGUCCGUCUGGAGCACGAGAGGGAGAUGAAGUCCUACAGGGAGUCCCUGCAGAGCAUGGACGCGCUGUGCCAAGAGCGUGUGAAGACGGUCUCUCUCCUGCGGGAUGAGUACGAAGACUUGCUCAGGAAGCAGCAGGGUGAGUACAGCGAGGUGAUCGCCGUGCUGGAAAGGGAGAACGCUGAUCUCAAAGCCAAGGUGUCCCAGCUGGACAGCCAGCGGAGGCUCCUGGAGGAGGAAGAGCACAAACACAGCAAGAGCUUGAGCGAGCUCCAGGGACGUUACGAGGAGGAGAUCCGGAACGUGAUAGAGCAGCUCAACAGGACAGAGGAUGCUCUGAAGGCUGAGAGGACCGAGGGCCUCAACCAGCUGGAUGCCAUUGUCCGCGACAAGCAGAACAUGGAGCGGUAUCACCUGGAGCAGAUGCAAACGCUGGAGGAAAAGUUCCAGGCCAAGAUCAAGGAGCUGCAGGUCAUCCACGGCGAGGAGCUGCAGGCAUUGCAGGAGCACUACAGCCAGAACCUGCAGCGCCUGCAGGAGACCAUCGAUGAGUACCAGAGGCAGCACCCAGAGGUGUCCCCUGCGGUGGUCCCGGGCACUGGGGACACCUGGGUGGCCGGCGAGGCGGGUGGCACUGGGCAGGACCCGGGCAGGGACCUGGACUCCAUGCACGGCCUGAGGGAACGCAUCCAGGAGCUGGAGGCCCAGAUGAACGUCAUGAGGGACGAGCUGGAGAACAAACAUAUGGAAGGGAGCGCUUCCACCUUGAGGGAAAAAUACCAGAAAGACUUUGAAAACUUAAAGGCAACAUGUGAAAGGGGCUUUGCAGCCAUGGAGGAAACACACCAGAAGAAGAUCGAGGACCUGCAGCGGCAGCACCAGCGGGAGCUGGAGAAGCUGCGGGAGGAGAAGGAUCGCCUGCUGGCAGAGGAGACAGCUGCCACCAUUUCAGCCAUCGAAGCCAUGAAGAACGCACACCGGGAGGAGCUGGAGCGAGAGCUGGAGAAGUCCCAGCGCUCCCAGAUCAGCAGUGUCAACGCCGACAUCGAGGCCCUCCGAAGGCAAUACCUGGAGGAGCUGCAGUCGGUGCAGCGGGAGCUGGAGGUGCUUUCGGAGCAGUAUUCACAGAAGUGUUUGGAGAAUGCCCACCUGGCGCAGGCGCUGGAGGCUGAGAGGCAGGCCCUCCGCCAGUGCCAGCGGGAGAACCAGGAGCUCAACGCUCACAACCAGGAGCUGAAUAAUCGCCUGGCUGAAGAGAUCACACAACUGAGGAGCCUGCUGAUGGGGGAGGGCGGGGGAGAGGCUGCUGGGUCGCCUCUCACGCAGGGCAAGGACGCCUACGAGCUGGAGGUCCUGCUGCGGGUCAAAGAGUCUGAAAUCCAGUAUCUGAAGCAGGAGAUCAGCUCCCUCAAAGACGAGCUGCAGACAGCACUGAGGGAUAAGAAAUACGCCAGCGACAAGUACAAAGACAUCUACACGGAGCUGAGCAUCGUGAAGGCCAAGGCAGACUGUGAUAUCAGCAGGUUGAAAGAGCAGCUGAAAGCAGCCACAGAAGCUCAGGGAGAGAAAUCCCCUGUGAACACCACUGUAUCGGGAUAUGAUAUUAUGAAAUCAAAAAGCAACCCUGAUUUCUUGAAGAAAGACAGAUCCAGUGUUAGCCGGCAACUAAGGAAUAUCAGGUCAAAGUCCGUUAUUGAGCAGGUCUCAUGGGAUAACUGAAAUGAACCCGAGUCCAGGUUCCCUGCCACGUAGAGUCUGAAGGAAGGCCUGACUGUGCAAGAACGCCUGAAGCUUUUUGAAUCCAGGGACUUGAAGAAAGACUAGUUCUCCCCGCUCCGCUUGACCACGCGCACCUCCCAGCUUGAGGCAGCACAGCACCAGCACCGUUUGUCUCUCGUUCCUUACGACUGUCCUUGCUGUCGUUCGUCUUGAGGCUCCCGACGGGACCCGGCGCCGCGGUGGUGCCCCCCCGCCGCCCCCUCGCCUCCCCGGCUCCUUUCCCUGCUUGUGAGAUGCUCCAGAGACUCUGAGAGAGAAAGAGAGAGAGAGGAAGGGAUUGGAUUGGGGGUUUUUCCCCCCUCUCUUCGGCGCUUUGUAGGAGAAUCCUUUCUUUACUGUAAACCAUUACACUAAGUGUCAGUAUUAAGGCUCAGUAGCCUGUUAAUAAGCUAUAGCUCUGUCGUACCGGCCGCUCUGGUGUGCAAGCAGGGCCUGGGUGGUGUCGGCCAGACUGAGCUCUUACUGCUGUCUAGAGACCCAGUGCUCAGAGCACGCCAGGAGCCUGAUCUAAUCAUUGAUCUCGACUGCAUUACUUGCACCUACAAGGGGGGAAAGCCCGGGGGAAGCUGUUGGGGAGCGCGAGUCUGGAGGUACAACACUGACAUCCCGCUGGAGAAGGAUACAAGAAGUGAUUCUCCUGCCCCGUGACUGUGCCGUAUCCUGAAUGUAGGUGCCACCGAAGCCUGGCGAGCUUUGGUGGCUGCCCAGGUGGUUUUGGAUAGGGAGCUGCAGCUACUGAAGUGCACCAAGUCUGCCCCGUCGGCGCGUCUUUGCUCCCGUCUCGCUGGUGGUCGGAGUUGGUGUUCCAGGGGCUGAGCUGUAAGAUCACUUUCUUGCCUCUGUUAGAUCAAGCCCAGCACUCUCUUUUUUUGCUGUUACUCCCUUCCUCUCAUUGAGUCCCGUGUAUCCCAGGGUCUGUGCGCAUGUGAAACUCCCUUUUCCUAGUCAAAGGAAAGUAGAGUAGAAAGUAGAGCCAAUAUUGACUGAAAAUGCACAGUGCUCAAUGCGUAUAAUGCUCCUUUUUUAUCAGCUUCUUGAAUUCAACUCUUCUUGUCAGCAGGGCAGCUCCUAUUUUAAUUCUUUAAUCUUUUCCUGAAAUAAAAGUCUCAAAACCAGUAUGUGCUUCAGACCUUCUCAGUCCUAGUAGCUUUUGUAUUUAAAAUACACAGUUUAGCACCGUGAGGCCAAUAAAUGGAUACAAACCAAAAGUGAGUUGAGGAGCUGGUAGCACUAGAUGGUCGCAGCCAGCUGAGCAGAGGCUUCCUAGAAGAAGCCUGUGCUGUUUUGUAGCAGCUGCUCAGGUGUUGGGGCUUCAUCCCGGGCUAAAUUUCAAGAUGCCACCUGGAAAGCCCCCAGGUCCUGCCUCGCCACUCGCCAGGGCUGAAGGAGCUCUCCAGCACGUUGGCUUCCCAGCCCUGUUCAUGUGCCAAGUGAACUGCAUCACAUCAGGCUGGGAUGUUAAAGGUACAUCCUGGCCUUCACCAGGAGCAAAGAUUCCUCUUGUCCUUGGGCACUCAUCACAUGGUUGAGGCAGCUCUGUCUCCUUCCCUGCUGGUUUUGGGUCUGCUAGGCGGGCAGUGCAGGCGCAGCUCUCAGCACCACAGGGCUGGGGAUGGACAUCUCCAGUCCUGCCAGGCUGCACCACAAGAGUCGCCCUCAUCCUCCUGCUUUUAGCAGCAUCUCCCUUCCAGCCACCAGGCCCUCUGCAGGAGACGAUGUCAUCAGAACGUGGUGAGAAUCAGGCUCUCGUCCAGCUUGUGUGGCCUUGCCAUGGCCACGUGCUCGGCUUGGAACCUCCCGGGGCACUCGUGGCAGCACUCGGGUCCUGCCCACAGGAGCACCACUUGUCCCCAGACAAGAUGUCAGCACCUGUCAGUGGGCAGAGCACGUCCAGGGACGCUCUCCUGCUGCGAUGCUCUGCGUGCCUCGGUGUGCAUGGAAGUCCUGGAGAUGGGAGCAGGGUAGGAAAGAUGCCCUGGAGCGUGGCUUGGUCACAUCCAAAGUCAUCUGUCCUCCUUUCAGCAGGGAUAACCUUUACACUUCAUCUCUGGCUGCUCUGGGUCCUUGGUGAGCUGUGAUGUCCCGGCAGAGGCUGUGGGAUGCAGCAUGGAUGUGGAGUGGCGUGUGGGCCUUGUCAUUGUCAUUGCUCUUCCCUUAGAAGACGUCACUGCCUCUGGGAGAACAGCUUCCUCCUCCUCCUCCUCUUAAGACUUAUGAUGGGACUUCAUCCUCUUUAGCCAACUGAGCAGAACGUGCUGGUCUCCUUCUUGCCACGUGGACCUUGACCCUUCUUAUGUCCCCCAGCAAAUCCUGCUUUUCCUUUGGAUGCUUCAUUGGCUCAGGAGCCGUAAUUCUGAGGACUGGCACUUGCUAUUUGCAUUGGCUCAUUGGUGGCGUUGGGGACACAGGAUGGGCCCUUUCUGAUACAGGAUCGUGUUGCUGAGCAUUGGGAGGCUCCCCACGGAGAGAAGUUUUCUGCUGUACGUUUGCUCAUACCAAAAAAUCCUCUCUUGCAGCUUAGUGUCCUGCCUGGGACUAGUUAUUGAGCCUAGUAAGAGCACUGGAUUUCUUUGCCAGAAAGCUCCUGCUUCCAGGCUGAUUUCUUAACAUAGAGACCAGCUGUGCAGGUGGAGGGCACACAUGGAGCAGAUCAUCCCCAGCUUUUGACUUAGCAUCUGUAAAUACAUUAAUAUGAUAUUUUUUUUUUUUUAAGAAAGGGGUGAGGAUGGGCAGCAAGACACUGCAUGUGUUGGCAAAGCUCUGUGCUGAAGACAGGGAGGGUCCAGAGCUGCCCUUUCUCUGUAGUGCUCCAGCCCUAAAUCACCCUGUGAAGAGAGGCUGGUGGGGGAUAUUCUUAUUUAUACACAUAUAAAAAUAUUACUGCUGGUUAGUGGGGGGAGAAACAGCCCAGGAACACUUGUACAGCUCUUGCUCCUUUCCUGUAGACAUGUCCCUGGGCUAAGCAAGAGAUUAUAGAAACUUCUGGGCCACUUUUGUAAGUUCUUCACCCAAGGCACUGCACUGCAUCUCUCUGGUGAGGCAUUGCCAGGGAUCCUGCAGCAUCAGGAAUGAAGCUGGAUUUUUUCUUCUCUCUUUCCACUAUUUUUUUACCUUAUUGUACAGAAAAUGUCAGUCCUCACAUCACCCCCCUCCCUCUUUUAGGGGCUCCCGGAAACAUCUGUAAAAGGAUUUGAAUUAAGGAUUACCCAGACUCUGUAUGAUCAGCUCCAGGGAAUCAGCUGCUCAGAGGUUUCCUUUUGUUUAAUCCAUAUUGGCCCGGACCUUCAAAUUGCUUUAGAAAAGCAAAACAGGCAGGUUUGCUGAGGAAAAACAAACAAACAAAACACCCUGGCACUACCAGGUGCAGCUGAAAUAAAAGGUGUUGGCUGGCAGGAGAACAGCCCCAGGGAACAGAGAGAAGGACCACAGGGAACAUUGUGUGUGUGCAGGGAUGGGGGGACCAGCCACCACUGUCAGGGCUUCAGUGGUGUUUAAUAAGCCAAAUUAAUUAAUCUCAUUGCUGAACUUAUUGGUUGAAAAUACUUCUCUCUAAGCCAGGGGGUCUUUAAUGAACAGGUGGUGGUGUUCUCUUAUUCAGUAAAGGGAGAACCUGCAGCACCAAUAAAGAGCCAAAACCUGAACUUUUCCUGCAGAGAGCAGUGCUUGAAAAUAAGGUGGGGAGAGGGGCGUGCAGAAAAGCCAGCUGGGAGGCUUAUUACUCAUAGCAGUGGUCCUUAGUUAUCCUCUUUCUUCUUCCUGCUCCAGGCUUCAUCCGUCUUUUUGGAUUAAUCAGUAGUUAUUUAAAUAGGAAAGUGUGUGGGCAAGCUGCUGCAUUUUGCACCACUCCACACUAUUGAUAGCACUGACUUGGGUUUAGGAAAAGUCAAGUGCAGUGAAGGCACAGGCGUCUUCUCGUCAGCUCCAAGUAAUCUUAUUUUUUUCCUGAGUAAAAUUUUCCUCCCGUUUGCACCAUCUCCCCUGAACUAGACUGAAUCCUUCUUUAAAUUUCACCUUUUCUUUGCCCACUUAUUAAAAAAAAAAAAAAAAAAAAGAAGCAAGCUGUGUUCGUUUGCUUCAAAACCAGAAUUGUGUAGAACUGGUGCUGACUUGCAAACCAGAAAAGUCCCUUUUUUUUUUUUUUCUGUACCAGAGAACUGGGCUGCAGUAAAAGCUUCACCACCUCACACUGCAAAAUACGUCACUUUUGUACUGACUGUACUUGAUGGCACUUCCAUGAGACCUUUGCAUUUUUUGUCCUGGUUCAGAUACUCAGUUUGUUGUGGACACUCAAGCACACACACACUCGCUGUAGCUGGUCUUUGCUCUGUAAUUUUUUUCCAUUUUUUAAAGGAAAAAAGCUUUGUUAUUCUUCUCUUAAAAAAAAAAAAAAAAGGUAAUUUAAAACCUGUAUAGUGUUCCAAGCACGCAGUGUAAAUAUUUAUUCCUCAGCAAUUAGCAGAGGGUUCUCUUUUGCGACUGAGUUGUGGGUUUGAUUUUUAAAUCUUGUUCCACGUGCGGGUUGGGGAAGAAGCGAUGAGUGUAACGUGUCCAACCCACCCUGUCUUCCCUGAUAAACCAUUUCUUUGGGGUUUUAGGACUGUUAUAAAUAUAUUUUCAAGCCUUUUCUGCUGACCUACACCUUUAGUUUUGAAGGUACCUGUCCAAAGAUUGUGUACAGUCCCUUUGACCGCUGUAACCUACUUUGCUAUAAAUUUGGGGUAUUUUUUUUCCAUUCAGAGGACUCGGUAAUCUUGUGUUUGAAAGUGGCACCGACGCCGUGCAUGUGCAAACUGUUACCUGUUGUUAUAGAGAGCAGCAACAACUCCUUGGUGUGACACAGCUCUCCUUGCACAGUCACCUGGGGCUGUCACGGUGAGCACAGUGAGCCCCCGGAUUUGGGAGGCACCUGUAACACUGUGCUUCCUUGCUCAGCACAUCUGGGAUUCUCUUGGACUUCCCAAGGGAUCCACAGCCCCUGCUGCACAGACUCACGUCCCACAGCAGUGUGGUGGUGCAGUGUGUGUAACCUCCAACGUAGCUGUCCCUACAACGUAGUUACUCCUGAGCUGAACGUGAUCCUGUAGUACAAACCACUUUUUAGAAGAGGAUCCAACGUGCUGCUGCAGGAGCAGGGAGCACCAGGCUGGGAACAACGUGAGCCUGGCCUCAGUGUGAGGCUGCUAAAGAAACAGAGGGUGUGGGAUUUACUAGAGAAACCUGAUGAGCCAGACGAGUUGGUUCCAACUGAACUAACCCAGCUGGCCGUGAACUUGUAAAUAAUGGGUGCAAUUACCAUUGUUUUCUUCAUGCUUUCUUCACCCUGUGUGCAGGACGACAGGAACACUCACUGUUUGUUCUAAACUAGAGACAGUAAAGCAUGUAAAAUACUAGAGACCAUGGUAAGUAGAAAACAGGAAUGCUCUGGCUUUGGCCUGGGCCUACCCUCCCGGGUCCUGGAGUUCUAGGUGGCUUGAGAGUUUAAAAGAAUCAUUUGAAAGGAUAAAGGUUUGGGGGGACAGAAGGAAGCUCUGCAAGGCUGUGGGUGGUGUCUGAGCAGGCUGUUCAGGUACUUCACCACCCUAUGGAAAAAGAGCUUUGCCUUGGUUCUCUCAGAGAACAGUUUUACCCCACGACUGACCUGUAACCAGCGGGGACUCGUUCUGGGUUAACUCCAUGGUCUGCCACUUGUACAUGGAAAUGACCCGAAGGAAUUGUGAGCAAGGAGGGUGCAAGAGUCAUCUCUGUGAUGAGGGGAUGCAGCAGCCAGCCCUCCACCUCUGACCUGUGACGUGGCUGAGCAGCAAAGUGGCAUCAGAGCCCGGGCAGUGCUGGGAUGCUGCAGCCCCUGACCUCCCACACAGGGUAUUUUCCCUCUGCAAUGGGGAAGAGUGUGGGAGGCUCCUGUUUCUCAGUGUGCGUGAGCUCCUCUCUCCUUCCCUUCUCCCUUCCACUCCCAGUUUAUUUCAGUGCUUUUUUAAGAGCCACCGUUCCCCAUCGGCUGCUUGAUGUAAUAGACACAUCCCUCUUUCUCACAGUAUUUAUUCCUUACAAAACCUUGUGUGACAUGCUAGGCUCCCCUGGAUGUAGCUGAUCAUUUUUACUUUGUAAAUAUAAUUACCUAACUUUACAUUAACUAUAUCGUAAUAAACUAUUUUUGCACCA
Molecule: messenger RNA, 13127 nt
Organism: Lepidothrix coronata (blue-crowned manakin)
Lineage: Eukaryota; Metazoa; Chordata; Aves; Passeriformes; Pipridae
Gene: MPRIP
Product: myosin phosphatase Rho interacting protein
Exons: 26
Coding region: 150-6905 (2251 amino acids)
Biological process (GO): actin filament organization
Cellular component (GO): actin cytoskeleton
Molecular function (GO): actin filament binding
Source: RefSeq, a predicted model, not a curated record